Penicillium oxalicum is the source of this 1434-nucleotide messenger RNA. RefSeq names its product choline-phosphate cytidylyltransferase. Gene Ontology annotation, biological process: CDP-choline pathway. The coding region runs from base 1 to 1434 and encodes 477 amino acids. Gene Ontology annotation, molecular function: phosphatidylcholine binding; choline-phosphate cytidylyltransferase activity. The transcript is spliced from 4 exons. The record is from RefSeq and is a predicted model, not a curated record. Gene Ontology annotation, cellular component: nuclear envelope. NCBI's taxonomy places the organism in Eukaryota, Fungi, Ascomycota, Eurotiomycetes, Eurotiales, Aspergillaceae.
AUGACAACUUCCACAUCGCCCUCCGGUAAGCGCAAACGCAGCGGCUCGCAUUUACCGGCAGCGACGGCCGCAGUGGCAGCACCACCAACCCCGGCGGAGCUUCAGCCAUCUUCGCGCGACGCGUCCAGUGAAGACGGUGACGAAUCCGCCGGACCAGCCGGUGCCGCCAUUGCCCGACACAAGAAACAAAACAGCAUCAACCACACCAUCACCGAGUCGGUUCCGCCAUCUAAACGCGCCCGCAAGAGCUCCAGCGAUGCCAAUGGGACCGACAUUCACCGUGAAGACCCCGGUGAACCGUCCGAGACCACCGUCGCCAGCAGUGAUGUGGAGACGCGGCCUCGGAGUCGUCCCGGUUUGCACAUCGAUCUACCCAAUGGCCGGGAGGAGGAGGAAGAAGAAGAAGAAGAAGAAGAGCACGCUCGGACAAUGCUGCCACCGCAGCGUGGAGGGUUACAAGAUCCGGUCGGUUAUAAGACAAACCCACCGCCGGAAGGUCGGGCGGUGCGAGUGUAUGCGGACGGAGUCUUUGAUUUGUUCCAUCUUGGCCACAUGAGACAGCUUGAGCAGGCGAAAAAGGCAUUCCCCGACGUGUACCUGAUUGUCGGCGUGACUGGCGAUGAAGAGACACACAAGCGCAAGGGAUUGACCGUCCUGAGUGGUGCUGAGCGCGCUGAGACUAUUCGGCAUUGCAAAUGGGUCGACGAGGUGAUUCCCAAUUGUCCGUGGAUUGUGACCCCGGAUUUCCUCUCCGAGCAUCAGAUCGACUACGUCGCGCACGAUGAUCUGCCCUACGAGGCUGCCGAGGGCGAUGACAUUUACGCCCCCAUCAAGGCACAGGGCAAGUUUCUGGUCACCCAACGGACAGAGGGUGUGAGCACAACUGGCAUCAUCACUCGCAUCGUUCGUGACUACGACCAGUAUAUUUCCCGACAAUUCAAGCGCGGUGCGUCGCGCCAAGAGCUGAACGUUUCGUGGUUGAAGAAGAACGAGCUCGAGAUCAAGCGUCACGUUGCUGAGAUCCGAGACAACAUCCGAAUCAACUGGACCAUGACCGGCCAGGAGCUCGGUCGCGAAUUGCGUCAAAUCUGGCAGAACAGCCGACCUGGGAGUCCCGCGCCUACUGCGCGCAACAGUGUUGAUUACGGCAGUGCUCGUGGGCCGCUGGCCAGCCCAACGGGUGGAAACAAGAGUCAUCUGUCUCGGGUUGAGGCGCUCAAUCGACCCGACAGCCCUAGCGUGGGCCGUAAUGAGGACUUUGCGACAGGUUAUAGUUUGGGGUUGAUUGGUGGCGUGAGAGCUUGGAUGGCUCGCAGCCGCCUCUCCUUAGAGACUCCCAGCCACCCCCACUCACCUACAGAUGAGGAUGAGUCGGAGCAGAAUGGGUUCGACGAGAAUGAAACCCGAGGUCGCAAGGCCACGAUGGCCGAGUAG